CUCCCAAACAGGCAGACAUCACCUUCCCUAACAGCAGCGCCAUGGCCUUCUUUUGGUUUCUGUCCUGUUUUGCCCUUGUGGGGGUCGCCCAUGGCUGUGGAGUCCCUGACAUCCCACCUGUGCUGAGUGACCUGGCCAGGAUCAUCAAUGGUGAGAACGCGGUCCCUGGCUCCUGGCCCUGGCAGGUGUCCCUGCAGACCAAUACUGGCUUCCACUACUGCGGGGGCUCCCUCAUCUGUGAGAACUGGGUGGUCACUGCCGCCCACUGCGAGGUCAGCACCUCUGAUGUGGUGGUGGCUGGGGUGUACGAUCUGAAGAGAACUGAUAAGUUCACGCAGUUCUUACAGAUUGAAAAGGUUUUCACGCACCCCAGCUAUGAUUCUAACACAUUAUGCAACGACAUUGCAGUGAUAAAGCUGGCCACACCAGCCCGGUUCACCACGAGGGUGUCCCCUGUGUGCCUCCCUGAUGCUACUGAUGACUUCCCUGCCCAGACCCAGUGCGUCACCACCGGCUGGGGCCAGACAAAUGUCUUCCCACCUAAGACUCCCCGCAAGCUGCAGCAAGGUGUCCUGCCACUCGUGUCCUCCAAUGCCUGUAGGAAUUACUGGGGUGAUUUCUGCAAUAAGAUUCUCUGCGCUGGAGGCAGUGGUGUCUCCUCCUGCAUGGGUGACUCUGGUGGCCCCCUGGUGUGCCAGAAGGGGGGAGUCUGGAACUUAGUAGGCACCGUGUCUGGGGGCAGUGGGGACUGCUCCACCUCCACGCCUGCUCUGUAUGGUAGAGUCACUGCACUGGUGUCCUGGGUUCGGCAGACUGUGGGAAAAUAUCCUUGCUAA
Messenger RNA from Cavia porcellus (domestic guinea pig), 836 nucleotides. Its product is annotated as chymotrypsinogen B-like. The record is from RefSeq and is a predicted model, not a curated record. Gene Ontology annotation, biological process: proteolysis. Lineage: Eukaryota; Metazoa; Chordata; Mammalia; Rodentia; Caviidae. The transcript is spliced from 7 exons. Gene Ontology annotation, molecular function: serine-type endopeptidase activity. Bases 42 to 836 code for a protein of 264 amino acids.